This is a messenger RNA of Impatiens glandulifera, 1433 nucleotides long. Its product is annotated as tobamovirus multiplication protein 1-like. Gene Ontology annotation, cellular component: plant-type vacuole membrane. The record is from RefSeq and is a predicted model, not a curated record. Lineage: Eukaryota; Viridiplantae; Streptophyta; Magnoliopsida; Ericales; Balsaminaceae. The transcript has 11 exons. The coding region runs from base 207 to 1076 and encodes 289 amino acids.
UCUGGUAGUCAUCUCUCUGGAUUUGCCUGUAUCUCUUUCUCUCUCACACAGUACACACACUCACACACACUUUUUGAAUGCUGACUGAUGAGUGAGGCUUAUACGUUCGUUGGCUACCAGUUCACUCGCUCGCGCCCUCAUAUUUUGAAGAUUUGACCUCUCGGAAGAGCUUCCAUUCGAGGCUCGCCGAGAAUCUCCGUCAGAAAAUGACGAGAAUCCUUCACCUUAAUUUCCCGUCGAUUAGCUUCAGAGAUCUGUCUGCAAACUGGUGGGAUGAGAUCAACGAUUCAUCGGAAUGGCAAGAUGGGAUCUUCUUUGCACUUUGUGCUGCUUAUGCUCUCGUUGCUUUCGUCGCCCUCAUUCAAUUAAUUAGGAUUGAACUGAGAGUGCCAGAGUACGGUUGGACAACACAAAAGGUUUUCCAUCUCAUGAACUUUGUUGUCAAUGGAGUGCGUGCUGUUGUGUUUGGAUUCCACUGGAAAGUCUUCCAUUUAAACCCAAAGGUUCUAGUCUUUAUACUACUUGAUCUUCCAGGACUUCUGUUCUUCUCCACGUAUACACUCCUUGUCCUAUUCUGGGCUGAGAUAUAUCACCAGGCUAGAAGUCUGCCAACUGAUAAGCUUCGUCUCGUUUAUCUUUUGGUAAAUGUGGGGAUGUACGUUAUACAGGUUGGCAUAUGGUUACUCCUCUGGAUAAAUGACAACACCAUUAUACAAUUCAUAGGACAGAUAUUUAUUGCAGUUAUAUCAUUCUUGGCAGCUUUGGGAUUCUUGUUGUACGGAGGAAGAUUAUUUUCCAUGUUGAGACGUUUCCCUUUUGAAUCAAAAGGGAGAAGAAAGAAGCUUCAUGAGGUUGGAUCUGUCACAGCUAUUUGCUUCACCUGCUUUCUCAUAAGAUGCUGUGUGGUUGUUCUGUCGGCUUUUGAUGAAGAUGCAUCUCUCGAUGUGUUGGACCAUCCGCUUUUGAACUUAUUUUACUAUAUGGUGGUUGAGAUCCUGCCUUCAGCUCUUGUCCUGUUUAUCCUGCGGAAGUUGCCUCCGAAGAGAAUAUCAGCUCAAUAUCACCCGAUUCGUUAGCAACAACACACUUUUCAGUAUUUUUAGUUGAGUGGAUUCAGCUAGACAAGUAUAGCAAUGGCAAGAAACUAAUCAAGAUGAUUUAUUAUUCUGAUAGAGGCUGGUGGUGAUGAAGUAUAUAUUAUAUAUAUAGCCAUGGAAAUCCAGGUUGUGGGUGAGUCACUUCAUUCUUCAUUGGUUUUGUAGCUCUUUUCUGCUUGUAGUGUUAUUAUAUUGCUUAAAUAGAAAAUCUCUUGCAACUUAAAGUUAUCAUCAUUUUGUAUGAGUUGUUUGUAAUUUUCUAUUUACAACCUCUUAAGUUGCAAUUCUGGUACAUACAUUAAAUAUUAUUAUUCAUUUGCAAUUCUGAUUGUGAUA